This is a messenger RNA of Pongo pygmaeus (Bornean orangutan), 1344 nucleotides long. It is a transcript of the gene RAB34, whose product is annotated as RAB34, member RAS oncogene family. The record is from RefSeq and is a predicted model, not a curated record. The transcript is spliced from 11 exons. Gene Ontology annotation, molecular function: GTPase activity; GTP binding. The coding region runs from base 206 to 985 and encodes 259 amino acids. Lineage: Eukaryota; Metazoa; Chordata; Mammalia; Primates; Hominidae.
AGAUGCUGCGCAGCAGUCUCCGAUUCCCCAUCACCAAUUGGGCUGGCGUCUCCAAGACCGCGGGCUCCCGUAGGGUACCCGUGGCCCCGAGUUGUAGUCGGGACACCCCGGCCGCGGGUGAUCGUCGGGUCUCCACGCGCCCGGGUCGCUGGCGCGGAUCCGGCCUCGGCGCCUUCUCAGGGCGCCCUGCAAGGCCGCAGGCAGGAUGAACAUUCUGGCACCCGUGCGGAGGGAUCGCGUCCUGGCGGAGCUGCCCCAGUGCCUGAGGAAGGAGGCCGCUUUGCACGGGCACAAAGACUUCCACCCCCGCGUCACCUGCGCCUGCCAGGAGCACCGGACAGGCACCGUGGGAUUUAAGAUCUCCAAGGUCAUUGUGGUGGGGGACCUGUCGGUGGGGAAGACUUGCCUCAUUAAUAGGUUCUGCAAAGACACCUUUGAUAAGAAUUACAAGGCCACCAUUGGAGUGGACUUCGAGAUGGAACGAUUUGAGGUGCUGGGCAUCCCCUUCAGUUUGCAGCUUUGGGAUACCGCUGGACAGGAGAGGUUCAAAUGCAUUGCGUCAACCUACUAUAGAGGAGCUCAAGCCAUCAUCAUUGUCUUCAACCUGAAUGAUGUGGCAUCUCUGGAACAUACCAAGCAGUGGCUGGCUGAUGCCCUGAAGGAGAAUGACCCUUCCAGUGUGCUUCUCUUCCUUGUAGGUUCCAAGAAGGAUCUGAGUACCCCUGCUCAGUAUGCGCUGAUGGAGAAAGAUGCCCUCCAAGUGGCCCAGGAGAUGAAGGCUGAGUACUGGGCAGUCUCGUCUCUCACUGGUGAGAAUGUCCGAGAAUUCUUCUUCCGUGUGGCAGCACUGACCUUUGAGGCCAAUGUGCUGGCUGAGCUGGAGAAAUCGGGGGCUCGACGCAUUGGGGAUGUUGUCCGCAUCAACAGUGAUGACAGCAACCUCUACCUAACUGCCAGCAAGAAGAAGCCCACAUGUUGCCCAUGAGGGCUGAGGAGACUGUUCAGAGACUGCCCAGCCCUAGGGCACUGUGCCACCCUCAUUCCUCCAGAACUUGACCCCUGGACAUUUGCACUGACUUUAUCCAGACCAAAGAGCUGCCUCUUGGUGGCAGUAUUCCCACAGAGGGGUAGCUGGGACCAUGCUAGUCACUUCCUGCCCCCAGGCACCUUGCCAAAGACUGGAUGCCCCCUACUCGUCAGGGGACUGUCCAGGGUGCCCAGUGGUAGUGGGGGAGAGUGUCUCUGUUCUUUUGCUCAGCCUGCUGGGCCCUUUGUGUAUGAGGAUGCUUAAUGAAUCCAGCCUCUCACUGUGCCUUAUGCAUUAAAAUUUCUUUGUUACGAGCA